Messenger RNA from Phaedon cochleariae (mustard beetle), 3176 nucleotides. The record is from the annotation of a GenBank genome assembly. NCBI's taxonomy places the organism in Eukaryota, Metazoa, Arthropoda, Insecta, Coleoptera, Chrysomelidae.
UGCGAUUUACGCCAUUCGGAAGAAAAUUGAAUUUUACAUCCGAUUCAUAUUUUUUGAUUGAUCAAAAAUCUCAAUGUCAGCUCCCAAUGAAAAAUAUAUGGGAGGAGGGAAUUCUAGGCUGUCAUGUUUAUCCUCAUAACUAUUAAACGGUUCAAAGAAUCGAAAAAUUUGAUGGAAGAAAGAAUGAAGCUUGCAGUUUUUUCUAUCGAAUGAUUUUUAUAAAAUUUUACAAAUAUAAAGUUGGAGAUAUCUAUAUAGAGAAGGCAUCCAGUGGCGUACGAACACAUGCCGUUUGGUAGAAUAAUGUGUGAAAAAUGAUGAAAAAUACCUAUCUACCUACCGUUGGUGCAUGCAACGUGAGAAAUGAACAUUUUACUAUAUGACGUGAGAGAAAGAAGUUGAUUUACUCAUCACACAGACUAAUAAUUAUGUAGGAUACUACUUGGAUUCGAGAAGGAAUGUGGAAAAUCUAACAAUAAAGGUACAACAAUUCAAACAUUUUUAUUGUGAUAAAAACAAUCUAAAAGCAUUAAAAUUGACUCAUCCACUCCGAAAACUACAUAAAACAAUCUGAGAACAUGAAAAUUAACUCAUCAACUCUGAAAACAAAAUAAAACAAAUAUAAAAUUAGGUACUACAGCGCUAAUUGCAGCAUUCUUCACAGGUACAUAAUUGUGUACAUUUUAAUUUCCUCAGGAAACAUUUGCAUUUAUGAUCACAAAUUUUACAUUGGCAUUUAAUCAUUAUAUCUGUUUCCAAUCUUUCGUUCUCGAUAGUUUUCCAGAAUGGUAUCCAUUUUUCUUCUUCCAAUGUCCAUCUUCAUUGGGAUCGGAUACCUUCAAAACAUAUGGUAAUCCGUUCCAGGAAACCUCAACUGAAUUAUUCGCUCUAGAUAGUAGAAUUGUCGUGAAUGACGAAUGUUUGAGACUGUUAUUAGAUAAAGGUGUCCAUCAAUGCAGAGAAUUUUGUCAUGAUAGGUUGAUACACUCGAAAAAAUCAAUUUCUGAACCAAUCACUAAAAUAAUAACAUUCCCUUCAAGAAUAAAAAAAAUAAGCAGAAUAAAUCAAGUAAAGUGAAAGAAUUAAAAUCAGAUGUUACUUUAUUUAGUAGACUUUACGUUGUGUCACAGAAUAGAGAUGGUGACCGGAAUUUUUUUUUCAAAUUUGAGGAACAUUCACCCUCACUCGCUCAACUUGGUCAAAUGUACCAUGGCACGGAAUCAGAUUUAUUACGAUGCAGACAAAUACAUAACAGUUGAGAAUAAACCAACUGAUGUUGAUGCUGUAUUGAUUGAUGGUGCUGCAUUAGUACAUAUACUACAACCCAAGGCUUGCUGUACUUUCCAGGAAUAUAUCUCUCUUAUUGUAAAGCCUUAUAUUCUAAGAAUUUUAGAUACCUCUAAGAGGAUUGAUGUAAUCUGGGAUAUUUAUAUUGAUAAGAGCUUGAAGGCAAGUUCAAGAGAGAAGAGGGGAAAAGGGAACAGGAAAUUGGUAAGAGAAAACACCAGCAUUCCACGAAAUUGGAAUGACUUCUUGAGAGACUCGGAAAAUAAGAAACAAUUGUUCGAUUUAAUUUCCAACCACCUCAAAGACAUGCCAUUACCCGAGAAUACAGUAGUAGUAUGUAAUACAAUUGAGGAAACACUUUAAAAUAGUGGAUCCCUAGAAAUCAAUGAAAUAACUGGUGUUUGCAACCAUGAGGAAGCAGAGCUGAUACUCGGAUUUUUGUUCAUACUCAAAAUUGUAUGGAAAAUAAUUUGAAAAGAAUCUUGAUAAAAACUGUGGAUACUGGUGUGAUCAUUCUCGCAAUUUUCUAUCAGUAUCAGCAUCAAGAGCAGCAUAUUUGGAUAGAGUUUGGUACGGGGAAAGAAUAUGAAGUACAUUUUUUGCGUAGAAAUUUCUGAUAAAUUAAAAGAGAGAUGCCUGGGUCGGCCAAUGUUUCACGCUUUAACUGGAUGCGAUGUAACAUCAGCCUUCUUCGGAAAUGGAAAAAGAAAAUGUUGGGAAGCAUGGUAUGUUUUUUCUGCCGUAACAGAUGUAUUCAUAGAGCUGACACUAAACAACCUCUGAUGAAAAUCAGUUACAUAUAUUAGAAAAGUAUGUCAUAUUUUUGUACGAUAAACAUUCAGAUGCGGAAAACUUAGAUGUUUGUCGGGUGGACUUAUUUACAAAAAAAAAAGGUCUAUUGAGAAUCUUCCACCCACAUUCAUUGAAUGACAAUGUAAAAUUUGUGAUCAUAAAUGUAAAUGUUUCCCGAGGAAAUUAAAAUGUACACAAUUAUGUACCCGUAAAGAAUGCUGCAAUUAGCGCUGUACUACCUGAUUUUAUAUUCGUUUUAUUCAAUUUUGAGAGUUGAUGAGUUAAUUUUUAUGUUCUCAGAUUGUUUUAUGUAGUUUUCGGAGUUGAUGAGUCAAUUUUAAUGCUUUUAGAUUGUUUUUAUUACAAUAAAAAUGUUUAAAUUGUUGUACCUUCAUUGUUAGAUUUUCCACAUUCCUUCUUGAAUCCAAGUAGUAUCCUACAUAAUUAUUAGUCUGAUGUGUGAUGAGUAAAUCAACUUCUUCCUCUCACGUCAUAUAGUAAAAUGUUCAUUUCUCACGUUGCAUGCACAAACGGUAGGUAGGUAGGUAUUUUUCAUCAUUUUCCCCACAUUAUUCUACCAAACGCGCAUGUGUUCGUACGCCACUGGAUGCCUUCUUUAUAGAGAUAUAUAUAUCGUUCGAUAGAAAAAACUGCAAGCUUCAUUUUUUCUCUUGUCGAAUUUUUCGAUUCUUUGGGCCGUUUAAUAGUUAUGAGGAAAAACAUGACAGCCUAGAAUUUCCUCCUCCCAUAUAUUUUUUAUUGAGAGCUGACAUUGGGAUUUUUGAUCAAUCAAAAAAUCUUUAUCAGAUGUACAAUUCCAUUUUCCUUCGAAUGGCGUAAAUCACAAAUCUCUAUCUCUCGCCGUUUUUGAGAAAAUAAUAUUUACAUGCAAGCCCAGUCAGCACAUCCUUUCGUUGUCAACCUCGAAAGAUGUCGAACAGCACUUUAUCAAAACUCCUUCAUCCAUAGAACGGCUAGGCUCUGGAAUUCAUUGCCUGAGGAAGUAUUCCCAACAACAUAAUAUAAUCUCCAGAAGUUCAAAAAAAUUCCAAUACCUACCUCCUAUCCUUAUCCUCCCUAGGAACGCACGAUGUUCU